This is a messenger RNA of Acanthochromis polyacanthus (spiny chromis), 5243 nucleotides long. RefSeq names its product adaptor protein, phosphotyrosine interaction, PH domain and leucine zipper containing 2 (gene appl2). NCBI's taxonomy places the organism in Eukaryota, Metazoa, Chordata, Actinopteri, Pomacentridae. Gene Ontology annotation, cellular component: cytoplasm; endosome membrane. The record is from RefSeq and is a predicted model, not a curated record. The transcript is spliced from 21 exons. Gene Ontology annotation, biological process: signaling. Gene Ontology annotation, molecular function: protein binding. The coding region runs from base 87 to 2081 and encodes 664 amino acids.
CUCACCCGCGCACAGACCUCUGGGAAACUGAGUCCACGCUCUAAAUAAUUCAAGCCCCCAUUCCCUUCUUCUACACUGCUAACAAGAUGCCGGCCGUACAUCACAAACUGCUCCUGGAGGACGCUUUACAGGACAGUCCUCAGACUCGCUCUUUGCUCAGCGUGUUUGAGGAAGAUGCAGGGAUGCUUACUGACUACACCAACCAGCUGCUACAAUCGAUGCAGCGGGUGUUUGGAGCUCAGAGUGAGAUGGGAUUGGCCACAGAGCAGCUCUCACGGCAACUUCUGGAGUAUGAGAAAAAAAAUUUUGCCCUUGGAAAAGGUGAUGAAGAGGUAAUCACCACGCUGCAGAACUUUGCCAAAACCGUGGGGGAGCUGAACUCGCUCCACUCGGAGUUGGCCAACCAGAUGGCUGACAGCAUGGUUUUCCCCUUGAUCCAGUUCCGAGAGAAAGACCUCACAGAGAUAAGCACACUGAAGGAAAUAUUUGGCAUUGCCACUGAUGAGCAUGAGGCAGCUAUGGUCAAGUACAGCCGGUUGCCAAAGAAGAAGGAGAAUGAGAAGCUGAAGGCAGACUUGGUGAAGGAGGUGGCCUACACCAGAAGGAAGCAGCACCAGGCCUCCCUGCAGUAUUACUGCGCCCUCAACGCCCUGCAGUAUCGCAAGAGAGUAGCUAUGCUCGAACCUAUGCUGGGCUACACUCAGGCACAGACCAGCUUCUUCAAGAAAGGCAUUGAACUGGUGUCAAAGAAGAUGGACAGUUUUCUCUCCUCUGUGUCCAACAUGACUCAAAGCAUCCAGGCCCAGCUGGACUCCGAGGCGGAGGGCAUGCGUAUGUCCCAGAGGGAGCUUCUGUCAGUGGAAGACACCGUCUAUAUGCCAGAUAAGGACAGUGAGCCUGUCAAUCGCACGCUCAUCCAGAAGGCUGGCUACCUCAACAUUAGAAAUAAAACAGGCCUGGUGACCACAGCUUGGGACAGACUUUACUUCUUCACCCAGGGAGGGAACCUAAUGUGCCAGCCGCGAGGGGCCGUGGCGGGGGGCAUGGUGCUGGACCUGGACAACAGCUCCGUCAUGGCUGUGGAGUGCGAGGACAGGCGCUACUGUUUUCAGAUAACUUCGCCCUCAGGAAAAACGUCGAUGAUUCUACAAGCCGAGAGCAAAAAGGAGUACGAAGAAUGGAUUUGCACUGUGAACAACAUCUCCAGACAGAUCUACCUGACUGACAACCCAGAGGCUGUGGCCAUCCGACUAAACCAAACUGCCAUCCAAGCAGUCACCCCCAUCACCAGCUUUGAGAAGAGACAAGAAGGCUCGCCCAAUCCUGACAGAGCAAAGCCAGGAGGCGUACACACUACUGGUUCUCAGAAAAGUGGUGCUGCUCCGGAACCAGAGGACCUGAUAGCCCCCGGGACGCCAAUUCAGUUUGACAUCAUGCUGCCUGCCUCCGAGUUUCAGGACCAGAACAGAGCCGGGGGGAGACGCACAAAUCCAUUUGGAGAGACGGAGGAUGACUGUUCAGCGGAGAGCGACGAUUCCCUCCUGCAGCAGGUAUUCGCUGUACGCUUCCUGGGCUCCAUGGCGGUUCGCUGUGGCAACAAUCAGGAGGUGAUCUACGAGGCCAUGAGGCAGGUGCUGGCCGCCCGAGCCAUCCACAACAUCUUCAGGACCACAGAGUCCCACCUCAUGGUGACCAGCAGCAGCAUCAGGUUGAUUGACCCACAGACUCAAGUUACGAGAUUAAGUUUCCAGCUUGGAGAAGUGUGUCAGUUUGCAGCGCACCAAGAGAACGGGAGGCUGAUGGGAUUUGUAGUCGAAGGCAGAGACUGGAGCGACGGAGACGAGGAGGGGGAGCCUUCGUUUAGCGCAUUCGUCUUUGAAAGCAACACAGAAGGCGAAAAGAUAUGUUACACCAUCAACUUAGCAAAGGACAUUACAGAAGCCAAGAAGGACCCAGAGGCCCUGGCCCAGCUAAUGAAGAACAUGCCUUUGACCAACGAUGGCAAGUUCCUGCUCCUGGAGCCCGAGACCGGCGACACAACCGACGGAGCAGGACAAGAAGACCUGGAGUCUGAGGCCUAGUUCCAUUUACGACCAAAAAAGAAAAGCAAAAACAGGACCAUAGUCUGACUUUUGCCCAGAAGGGAGGAGUUUCCCUGGAUAAAGACCCCUAGCCCUAACUCUGGUACUGUAACACCGAUACGAGACAGUGUAGUUCACUUCCACUGCCCCUGUGUUACGACUAUUCCAUCUCUUCUGCUGUGCUAAAAGCAUAAAAUGUUGACAGCGGAUUGGCUGGCGCUUCGUUAGAUAUGCUUUUCCAUGGUCGCUCCUGUAGCAUGGGUCUUUGGAUUUGGAGUUUUGUCAUUGUUUUUACACCACUGUAGGUGGCAUGCACAUCAAAAGGGACAUUACAUUGGUACUGGUUGUGUUUCAUUGUUUUCUAAUAUCCCCAAACAUCUAACAGAAGGCGGUGAAUCCUUCGCUUCGGUUUAGGUUUACAUUUAUUUUAGGUUUACAUAGUUUGAAGUGUUUGUGUUUGGAGAGUUUAAUCCUUUAUUUUGACUUGUGCGUACAGCUCAUAUGCAACUACUUUGGUGUUUAUUUCUUGUGUAUUCAUGUACAAAAAAAAGGUAAUUGCACUUCCAAGGUUUAUAUCUGUUUUAAUAAUAACAACUGAUGUGUACAGAAUGCGCCAAUUGAAAAAUCUGAAGGAUUUUAAGACAAUGAAGGACUUAAAGUAGGUUAAGACGAUGCCAGGUUCUUUUUCCAGAGCAGUUACUGGAUAGCGGACUAUUAUUCUUAUCCUGGAGGAUCAUUUGUGUCUUAAAGCAGUGAACACAGUUAGUCUGAGUGUUCUCUCUGCACUCCGGCAUCCUGACCAUCUUUAGCAUUCCUUCUAAACUGAAUUAGUUAUGCUGGACAUUAUUCUCUAUCAACUGUACGAAACAAGUCUUAAAAUUAUCCGUACGUCAGGUCCUCAUUGAGCCGCCCAAAAACUACUUUGCGCUCCUCCUCUUAAAAGCCUGUGUAAAUAUGAUCUCCGAGUGUCUAUAUAAUGUUUAAUCAGAGUCGAUAUGCUAGGUCUGCUGCGGUGCAUGGUUAAAUAAUGCUGUUCCCUCUUGUUCCCUUUGCAGAAGAUUAAAGCCUUUACUCUUGAGCACUGAGCUGUAAUACUAAAUAAAGAACCCUAAAAUAUCACAGUAACGCAUGAAGGCAGACCACAGUUGGGGUAUCAUGCACUCAUGGAAAUGCAAUUUUGCUCCUCGCUCAUACAUUUGAAUCCUAAUCCAAGCAAUGGGAAAGUGAUCUGUGAGAUUCUUCCUUCUGUCUGCAUCCCAGUGCAGGUUUGUUCCGUUUCGACCUGUUUGAGUUGCAGCACUAAUCUCAAUGGACAGUGGAAGCCCGAGCAUUGUGUCAGUGUGACACGUUUUGUACAGAGGAGGUCAAAGAAACUGACUUGAACGUUACAUUGUGUUGACCAGUCGGCUUGCUUUUUCCUUACUCUACAUCAGUAUGUCAGAGGCAGAAACACAUUAAAAUGAGGACAAAGUACGGCUACUUCACUGAGGACUGCCUGUUCCAGUGCUGUGGGAUUGCUCGUGACACCACACAUGAUAAUUAAAAGGAAUAGCUCGUUUUGGGGAAAUGCGCCUCUUUACUUUCUUACAGGAAGUCAGAAAAGCAACAACAAGGAAGUGUAAAAACACCACCUCACUGUCAAACAUGGGUUAUUGACACAUUAAAGCUGCACUGGAUUCAACUCAGAAGUCUAAAAAUUUCCAAGCUGAACUUGUGAACUCUGAGCUGGAAAUGUUCCAUCCGUUAACAAAGUCAAAUGCAGGCGAUCGACAUGGCUGACGGCAAGAAACUCAGCUUUCUAUGGCAGGCAGCAGCACAUGAAUGUUUGUGUCAGCUGAGCCUCAUUGGAUACACUGAAUAAAUGACAGUUUGUCACACACAUUCUACAUCAGUUUAGUAAGAAUAUUACACGCAACAGCCUUGCAAGUACCGUUUCAUGUUCCACACAGGCUAAGUAAUGUUGACUUAUCGUGGAUGCUGCCAUCCGACUGAUGUCAGAGCAUCCGCUUUUUCAUGAAAUAGACCCAAGCUUCCCACGCAGAGCUUCACCUUAGAAGCCUUUUUCUGCAAAUUACGUUGGAGAUUUUUGGUUCUGAGUUGUUUGCAAUGGAGUAUUAUCUCUUAAUUACGAGAUCAUUUAUGCCCACCUAAAUUAAAGUGUUUUGCACCACACACAUUUCUUACAGAGGGCUAAUCAGCAGCUAAAUACUGACACUAGACAUAAAUGCUGCGUAAAGGAUGGCAUGCUCGGAGCAACUACAGCAGCUAAUUGAAAACUGUCAGCAUUUUCACGUAAUAUGUGACAGACUAGAGGUGUGGGUAUUUAUGGCAGUUAUUGAUGCAGGUAUGAACACAUAACGAGGAUCAUCUGUCAGCUGACCGAAGAACGUUGUAGAAGUGCCAAGUCUGCAAGGCAUAAAGAAGUCAGAGACGCAUUCAAAUUCACUCGAGCACUGGGAGAGUGACUCUCGCGCUGUGAAGCCAACUGUAAUCCGUGCAACAUGUCAGAUGCUGCCGUUUCGAAAUGGCAGGUUUCCCAGAUGUGACUGAAACACUCACGGUGCUCCCAGCAGCCACAUGUGAAACUAACUUCACUGACAUUCUGCCAGAGAGUAAAUACGUGCAUUUCCCUAAAUGUCAAACUUUCUGUUGAUGCUGUACAGAAAAUGUUAUUCAUCCUAUAUCCUCCCUCCUCAGGUGAUGAUCGAGUCACUUCAAUCACACCAUUAAUAAAACUACAGUAAUGUGUACAAAUGUGCUUAGUGCUUCAGUCUGCAGAAGGUUUUUUUCAUAGUUGGAUAAUGUACACAGGCCUGUGUUUUGUCUGACUGAUGGUUUGAUUCAAGUUCACAGUAUAAAUAAAUCCUCUUACUGUCUGCGGACUGCUGCAGCCCCUUACACAUUACAGCUGUGCUGCAUAGUCUCCAUACAUUUCUGCUUUGUAAGUAAUGCAACGUCAGGAAAAAUCUGGGUACUCAUGGUGUCGAAAAUGCAUUUCCACAAUAUAGCAAGGACUGCAUUUUCUCUUUCUCCCUCGUUUCUUUUUGUAAAUGGCAGAAGUUGCCAGAAUUCACUACCCACAAGGCUUUGCACUUAAUUUGCCCUAGUUUUCUAAAACCAAUGUCAACAUGCAAUCUUUAAUAAAAUAAGUCAUUUUUCUUA